Capsella rubella is the source of this 2356-nucleotide messenger RNA. Its product is annotated as probable disease resistance protein At1g59620. NCBI's taxonomy places the organism in Eukaryota, Viridiplantae, Streptophyta, Magnoliopsida, Brassicales, Brassicaceae. The transcript has 3 exons. The coding region runs from base 3 to 2180 and encodes 725 amino acids. Gene Ontology annotation, biological process: defense response to other organism. The record is from RefSeq and is a predicted model, not a curated record. Gene Ontology annotation, molecular function: ADP binding.
UUAUGGCUGAGACACUUUUAUCGUUUGGAGUUCAGAAGCUUUGGGACCUCCUUGUCCGAGAAUCUGACCGAUUUCAAGGAGUUAAAGAGCAAUUUAAUGGAUUAAAAAGUGAUCUAAAUAUGUUAAGGUGCUUUUUGGAAGAUGCAGAUGCAAAGAAACAUACAAGUGCAAUGGUGAGAAACUCAGUGAAAGAGAUCAAGGAUAUUGUUUAUGACGCUGAAGAUAUAAUCGAAACCUUUCUUCUGAAGCAAGAACUAGGGAAAAAAAAUGGCAUGAUCAGGAACAGUUUGAGAAGGUUUUCUAAACGCAUGGGGCUUGCUUUUGAUAUUAAAGCCAUAAGCGAGAGGAUCUCCAAGGUGAUUCGGGAUAUGCAGAGUCUCGGUGUACAACAGGUCAUUGUCAAUGAAAGGUAUAUGCUUUCUUUACAAGAAAGACAAAGGGAAAUGCGACAAACAUUUUCUAGCGAUUAUGAAGAUCAUCUUGUGGGGGUGGAGAAGGGUGUUGAGCAAUUGAUUGGCUAUUUGGUAGAGGAAGAUAGGAGUCAAGUGGUUUCUAUAACUGGGAUGGGCGGUAUCGGUAAAACCACCCUCGCAAGACAAGUUUUUAAUCAUGAGACGGUAAAAAGUCACUUUGCAGGACUCGCGUGGGUAUGUGUUUCACAACAACUUACAAGGAAGUAUGUGUGGCAGACGAUCUUGCGAAAACUUGGGCCAGGAUAUAAGGUGUUAGAGAUGACAGAAGAGGAACUUCAAGAAAAACUCGUGCAAGUGUUGGAAACUCAAAACACUUUGAUUGUCCUGGAUGAUAUAUGGAGAGAAGAAGAUUGGGACUUAAUUAAACCAAUGUUUCCACGGAAAAAAGGUUGGAAGGUACUACUUACUUCCCGCAAUGAGGGUGUAGGAUUGCGAGCAGAUCCAAAAUGUUUCACCUCUAAACCAAAUUGUCUAACUCUCCAAGAAUGUUGGACAAUUUUUCGGAGGAUGGUGUUUCCUAGAGAAAACUCUACCGAAUAUAAUGUUGAUGGAGAAAUGGAAAAGAUGGGUAAGCAGAUGAUCAAACAUUGUGGAGGUCUACCGUUGGCUGUGAAAGUGUUAGGCGGGUUGUUGUCUGUGCAGUACACAUUGCGUGAGUGGAAAAGGGUAUAUGAGAAUAUUAAAUCUCAUAUCGUUGGAAGGACUAGCUUCAACGAUAGAAAUAUCAGUUCGGUUUAUCAUAUUUUGCAUCUGAGUUUUGAAGAGCUGCCUAUUUCGUUGAAGCAGUGCUUCCUCUACCUUGCCCAUUUUCCAGAAGAUUUUCCAAUAGAUGUUGGACAGUUGUCCUAUUAUUGGGCUGCAGAAGGAAUACCAAAACCGAGGUAUUACGAUGGAGCAACCAUUCGAGAGGUUGCAGAUGGAUUCAUUGGAGAAUUGGUCAAGAGAAACAUGGUUAUUUCUCAAAGAGACAUUAGUACUUCAAGAUUUGAAACUUGUCAGUUGCAUGACAUGAUGAGAGAAGUUUGUCUAAUAAAAGCUGAAGAAGAGAAUUUCGUACAGAUUGAUACAUGUACCUCAGUUGCAUUCUCUCAAUCUCCUUGUAAAUCUCGCAGACUAGUCAUACAUUCAUCUAAUCCCACAUUAGAUAUGGAUAGGUAUGUCAACAAUCCAAAACUUAGAUCUUUCAUGUUUAUCAAGCAGAGCUCAACGUUAGAUUGGAUAAAAUUAGGUCUAUGCUUAAAAAGGAUACAGUUGAUGAGGGUGUUAGAUCUUUCUAGAGCCGAGAUUAAGGGGGAGAAGUUACCAUCCACUAUUGGAGACCUCAUUCACUUGAGAUACUUGAGUUUAUACAAAGCUCGCGUAAGUCAUCUUCCGUCUUCUAUUCAAAAUCUCAAGUCACUGGUCUACUUGAAUCUAGAUGUAUCUUCAACAGUCUACAUGUCCACUAUUUUUAAGGAGCUACGACAAUUGAUAUACCUCGCUUUACCAAGUAAAAUAGAAGGUGAGGUAAAGUUGGAAUUAGGUAACCUAAUCAACUUGGAAAGACUUGGUAAUUUCUCAACAAAGCAUAGCAAAGUGACAGAUCUUCACGGUAUGACAAGGCUAAGGGGUCUCUCAAUCAUAUUUAACGGCGACGACUGCACUUUGGAAACUCUAUCUUUGUCUCUUCGUCAACUGAUACACCUCGAAAAUCUUACUAUUAUUUAAAGAUAUAAAUGUGUUUCUACUUGUAGUGAGAAAUAUUCUAAUUCGUCUUUAACUGUUAUUUUUCAUUGCCUUGUUGUUUGUUUUUCUUCUUACCAUGUAUUCGGCUUCUAUCACGGCUGUUUCAGUGUAGUGUUUUGUGUUCCUUUGAAUAAACAGACGUUGUUGUUUUUUUGUUA